GCGGCUUGAGGAUGCCGCACGACUUCUCCUCAUUCGUAUUCACAACAUACAACCGCACGAAACCACUCGCAAAAAACGAUCGAUAACAUAAAACUACUCAGAUAAUCAAACCUUUCUGAGCACACCGCGUAAAAAUACCAACCACGUGCUUGUAACAUAGAUAUCGAAUAUUUUUAUGUAACCGAUUUCAUAUUGAUGGAAUCGCGUGGUUCUACCGCACACCGGCGUCAACAAUGUAGCCAUAGUGACGCGACCCUGUUGACAGUUUGACAGUUUUACAAUGCCUUUUAUUUUAAUAAACAAGUUUAUUAAACGUUGAGUGUUGUCUUGUUGUAAUGUUAUUUGUGACGACAAUAAUUUUGGUGGGUAAUUAAUAAUUUGAUAAACGCAAAGAUGGGGAAUGGUAUGAACAAGGUGCUACCGGGGCUGUACGUUGGCAACUACCGGGACUCGAAGGACCCAGUCCAGCUUGAAAAAUACAAGAUCACACACAUACUCUCCAUACACGACGCUGCUAGACGACUACAUUCCGACAAACACUACCUGUGCAUAAUGGCUUCAGACUCUCCAGACCAGAACCUGACGCAGUAUUUCAGUCUCUGUAAUGACUUCAUACAUGCAGCGAGGCUCAGGGAUGGCAACGUACUUAUACACUGCUUGGCAGGCAUGUCCCGGAGCGUGACUGUGGCAGUAGCGUACAUUAUGUCGGUGACAUCGCUAUCAUGGCGAGAGGCACUGAAGGUGGUCCGAGCGGGAAGAGCCGUCGCCAACCCCAACUUCGGCUUCCAGAGGCAGCUACAGGACUUUGAGACUUAUAAACUUGUUGAGGAGAGGAGGCGACUAAAAGAGCGAUAUCCAUCAUUGGCGCUAGCGGACAGUGAUAUGACCGAAUGCAGAGUGAUGUUGGAUUCCUACCAGACUAUGUUAAACCAAAAAACUAUCUGCGAGGGAAAAUGCGCCAUGGGAAGACAGUGUCCUACUGGCGUCUGCAGAACAGGUUCAAAACGACAGCCGCGACAGCGGAGGCCGUCCACAGUGACCGGCGGUACAGAACCAACGACGACAACGGCGAUGAAGCGCUCGCCUUCCACUCUGUCCACGACAUCCACUAUGUCAGGGUACCGCCCGAGAUCCUCGCCUGCAGGUCUCUAUAGCUAUACUGGGGCAACAGCAAACAGCCGACCGUCGCGGUCAGCGUCAGGAAUCAGCAUGACCCGUGUGACGGACGCGAACGGUGGCGGAACCGGCAUCGCCGUCGGCGGCACGGAGUACUUGCGGCGGCGCGCUGCAUCUGCGCCCGCGACACCGGCUAUAUCUCCAGCACCUUCACCGCCAGGCUCACCGCACAGAGGAGCUGUCAAUAGACAAAAUAAAGGAGGCUGUGCAUGGGUGAUUCCAUCGGUGAACUGGGACCCGGAUUCAAUGUAGCACGUCACCCCACAAGCACUUAAUCACCUCCUGCUUAUGAAAAGAUCCCGUGCCGUGCAACGCUGCACGUAACCCCUGCUCCGCCGGUCCGUAUCCGCCCACUGUCAGCACCAGAACGCCGACCGCUCGCCAAUGCAACGCCAAGACCCCAAUGCUGAGACAGACGUAGACGUCCAGCCACAACGAGAACAAUUAUCACUCAUUACUGAAUAAAAUAAUGUCAUUCACCAUUCGACAUAAGUCUCCGAGUUGCC
This is a messenger RNA of Hyposmocoma kahamanoa, 1682 nucleotides long. Its product is annotated as dual specificity protein phosphatase 22-A-like. The record is from RefSeq and is a predicted model, not a curated record. The coding region runs from base 394 to 1428 and encodes 344 amino acids. Gene Ontology annotation, cellular component: cytosol. Gene Ontology annotation, molecular function: protein tyrosine/serine/threonine phosphatase activity. Lineage: Eukaryota; Metazoa; Arthropoda; Insecta; Lepidoptera; Cosmopterigidae. The transcript has 9 exons. Gene Ontology annotation, biological process: protein dephosphorylation.